Oryzias latipes (Japanese medaka) is the source of this 5271-nucleotide messenger RNA. The record is from RefSeq and is a predicted model, not a curated record. NCBI's taxonomy places the organism in Eukaryota, Metazoa, Chordata, Actinopteri, Beloniformes, Adrianichthyidae.
CUCUCUCUCGCCGUCCCCCUCCAUCCCUCUGCGCUGUGUGGUUGUGAGGCAGAACCUCUUCUUUGUUCAGCGGCGCUCAGCUGCCGGAGGUGAGCGGCUCCAGCUGACGCGCUUUCUUCACGCGGGGCUCGGUGUGCAGCAGGCGCCUCCUUACCGGCUUUACCAGCGGCUCCCUUCAAAACCUGCAGCAUUGUUGGAUGCGAGCCUUCGUUCUGUGGAACUGCCACCUGCUCCGUGGUCCAGCCACGCUCCCGUGGAGCUGCGUCGUCGCUCCGCAUUCCUGUGGACCACAGCGCAUCCAAGAGGUGCUGCAGGAUGCAGGGGGCACCGCCUGUGUGUGGACUGCAGCCUUUGCUGGCGCUCCUGUUGCUUCAGACUGCCGGCUGUGGUUUCACCAGUGCCGACACAAUGGUGAACAUGCGGAAGGUAACCCAUCAGACCAUCAAUGAGGAGCUCUCUAAAACCGUUCUUCUGCCCUGCUUGUUCACCCUUCGCCCCAGUGCUGGUUCAUCACAUGAGCCUCCCAGGAUCAAGUGGACAAAAGUCUGGGGGCAAAGAGGAUCUGAUGGCCUGCAGAAGGAACAGUCAGUUCUAGUUGCUAAAGAUAAUGUGGUCAAGGUGAAAAAAGCUUUCCAGAGUCGUGUGUCACUGCCUGGGUACAACAAGAACCGCUACAACGCCAGCCUUGCCCUGAGCGGACUCCGCUCUAGUGACUCAGGCCUGUACCGCUGUGAAGUUGUCGUAGGCAUCAAUGAUGAACAAGACACAGUUCCACUGGAGGUCACAGGUGUUGUGUUCCACUACCGGGCACCGCAUGACCGCUAUGCAUUGACCUUCGCUGAUGCCAAGAGGGUGUGCUUGGAGAACUCAGCAAACAUUGCAACACCUGGGCAACUGCAGGCUACCUUUGCAGAUGGCUAUGAAAACUGCGAUGCAGGCUGGCUGUCUGAUCAGACUGUAAGGUACCCAAUCCAGGCGCCACGACCUGGUUGCUAUGGUGAUCGUGAGGACUCACCUGGUGUCCGUAAUUAUGGCAAUAGGUCUCCUGAUGAGCUGUUUGAUGUCUAUUGCUUUGCCAAGCAGCUUCAAGGUGAAGUGUUCCACUCCACAGUUCCAGAGAAGCUAAGCCUUGCCACCGCCUCCACCCACUGCCAUUCCCUCGGAGCCCAGCUGGCCACUGUCGGACAGCUCUAUCUGGCUUGGCAAGCUGGCCUUGAUCAGUGUGAUCCUGGCUGGUUGGCAGAUGGCAGUGUCCGUUAUCCCAUCAAUGUUCCCAGAAAGAACUGCGGAGGGGACGAGCCUGGUGUGCGGACAGUGUACAACAACCCUAACCGCACUGGCUUCCCAGACACCGCUGCACUCUUUGACGCCUACUGCUAUCAAGCCCAUCAGCCAGCAGGGAUCCAGGCUGCAGAGCUACAAACUUUGUACCAAACUACCAGACCAGCAGCAGAGACCCAGUCUUUGGUGACUGAAACGCAGGGGACACCCCCCUGGAUUUCUUCUUGGACUGGCCCAGUUGAUACAAAAAGAGCAGCGAUCACCAACUCAGCUGAGACAUCGGAAGAGAACCUUAUCAUUGAAUUAAAGCCUUUUGAAGAUUGGCAUCAAACCAGCCAACCCAAAGAGGAUGAGUUUGAUGACUCAAAGAGUAACAACAACACUUUGAGUUCCUCUGAACUUGAAAGCAAGGAAAGUUCUGAAGGUCCAGUGUACGAGGCGAUGGGCAGCAGGUCUUACAGGACGGAUUCUGCUCCGUUAUCCAGCAUGAUUUCUCCCAGUCCCCAACCUCAGACAACUAAUAACAUUCUUGUUGAAUUUGUGAAAACUCUUAUGAGGCCUUUUAAGUACUGGACAAGAAGCAAAGAUGAUGAACCUAAACAGCCUGAUGAAAAAGAAGAACAGAAGGAGGCAUGGACAGAAUCAUUCAGUACAAGCACAAAUAUUCAAAAACCAGCUGGUAACAAGGGCAACUUAGACAAUGCUAUCAUAGAGCACAGGAGUGGCACCUUUUCACUUAGAGGUCCUUCAAGUGAAGUGGGGACCACAGAGGAGGGUCUGUCUGAGCAGGAAAAGGAGCUGCAGCCACUGAUAAAACUGGUGCCUGCUCUCCAAAAAACAGAGCAAAGUGGCACCAUCACUCAUCCGGGCGCCACCAGCGUGACCAACAACCCUCAGUCCACUCAAGAUUUUGCAUCAGCUCUGAUUGACAGUUUUUCAUCCAAUCAACUUCACAAUAUAUCAAGUCUUCUGGGCCGCAGAGAAGGAUUUGAUUUACCUACUGUUCCCAGCAGUCACGUUCAGUGGGUCACUAAGUCCAUAGAUGACUCCAAACAAGACUCUCCUAGAAAUGUGGCCCAUGUGGUCCAAGAAUCUUCCUGGCAGCCAUUGGAAGCAAAAGCAGGAUCCCUUGAGGUAAUGACCAUGGCCAACCCCCUACAACAAGACAACCUAGAAAAUUAUUCAGGUGAGGGCAAAGAGCAGGACAGCGAAGGCACUGAUUUAUCAGAAGUCAGGAGUAGAGCUGUGUCAGAAGAAGACAAAGGUGUGGAUGGAAGCGGAGAAGGAAACAACUCAUCUGAAGGUUUUGAAAUUACAGUCAAACACCAGAAAAACUAUUAUACCAAACCGGGUGCAGUAACAGACUCUGUAUUUAAUCUGGCUGAUGCUGUGACUGGGAGUGAGCACACCUCUCUGUCCCAGUGGCAGCUUGUUGAGCACCCCACCAAAGCCCCCCAGAGCUCCACAAAUCCAGACCCAGCAGAGGAGGCCAGAGGGGAGAUCCUGUAUGUCCACCAGCUUGUUCAAAACCUGUCUUCUGCCUUGUCACAUAGAGAUGAUCAGUCCCAUUCGGAGGCCCCUCCAGCGCCUGGAAAACACAGCAAAGAUGAGAUAACGGCUAUCUCAGAAGAAGAUUUGGGGAAGAUGCAAACAAAUUCUGAGGCAACCACAGUGGAACUUUCAACCAUGCAAACACACAGAACAGACAUAAAUGUCACAACAACCAACGCACAAAACACACAAAUGAGCCUUUCCUUCAAAGAGCCAUCCUUCUCAGGUCUCCAGGGGGAGGAGGAGAAAACUACAACCAACUCUGAAUUUCAAAGUUACACUGCUGUGACUUUGUUACCUACUAAAGAUGGGGAUCUAUAUUUGACCACCACUCCAACUAAGAGUGGCACCAUCCCAAUGGAGUCCAAAGUAGACACACCUGUGGGAAUGAUUACUUCAAAAAGCCCAACAUUGAAGGAGCUCACAACCUUGGAGGCGGAGGCCAACAAAGACCCAAACAACCCCUUUGGCAUUCUUGUUCCAAGCUGGGCAUUCAGCCUCAUCCCAUCAGUGGAAAACAACCCCUGCCAGAAUAACCCUUGUCUCCAUGGUGGAAGCUGUCUGCAAGAAGGGGAUAGUUAUAGCUGCUACUGUCCUCAGGGCUUCUCUGGAGAGAACUGCGAGAUCGACAUUGAUGACUGUCAGUCGAACCCCUGCCAGAAUGGAGGGACAUGUAUUGAUGAGAUCAACUCCUUUGUGUGUCUCUGUCUGCCCAGCUACAGUGGAGCUACUUGUGAAAAAGACACAGAGGGUUGUGAGCACUCGUGGAGGAAGUUUCACGGCCACUGCUACAGGUAUUUCAGUCGCAGACACACCUGGGAGGACGCCGAAAAGGACUGCAGAGAGCACAGCGGCCAUCUGGCCAGCAUCCACAGCGAAGCCGAGCAGAAUUUCAUCAGGGGCCUCAGUCAUGACAACACCUGGAUUGGGCUGAACGAUCGCACGGUGGAGGAUGACUUUCAGUGGACCGAUAAGAUGGAUCUGCAACAUGAGAAUUGGCGUGAAAACCAGCCGGACAAUUUCUUUGCUGGAGGAGAGGACUGUGUGGUUAUGAUUGCACAUGAGAACGGCAAAUGGAAUGAUGUGCCCUGCAACUACAACCUACCCUAUGUCUGCAAGAAGGGGACUGUUCUCUGUGGAGCCCCGCCCACAGUGGAAAAUGCCUUCCUGAUUGGUCGAGUGCGUUCACACUAUGACAUCCACUCCAUAGCGCGCUACCAGUGUGCUGACGGCUUCCUCCAGCGCCACGUGCCCACCGCUAAGUGCCGUGCCAACGGCAAAUGGGACCGACCUAAAAUCAUCUGCAUACGAUCCCGGCGAUCCCAUCGCUAUCGGCGCCACCAUCACAACGGCAGAAGGGAUCGCAGAAAGCACAAGCGGCAUGCUCACAGAGAUGGAGGACACCAUGCAGGAGAGCAGGGCCAGCACCACGCCCGCUUCUGAACCAAAAGAAACAACACCACCUUCCCUCUGUCCCCUGUUCCCCCUUUGCCCCCUUAACAGAGGCCCAUGAUUACAGCCCAAAGUUUUUUACCCAUGCCCGUCUGUCCCACCCACAACUGCAUCUCCGGCUCUCAGAGUUGAGCUUUCUCAACCACCAAAGUGCUGCCAGGUGUCACCAGGACUAAAUUCAACCCCUCAGUACUUUUUCGCUCCAAUUUUCAGCUCAAGUUUUGGGUCCCAACUCUUUUCUUGCUCAGCUGCCCCUUUACUUGCUCCAGUUACACUCCCAGCAGGCUCAAAAUGGAGCUGAGCUGACCUGUUUUUGAGAUAAAAAAGUACCUUUGAGACCCACCCUGAGCAUUCUUUGAAGAGAAGACGUUUAGCACUAACUGCAAAUAGGGAUGACAUCACUGAAAACGCCGUAUCAAAGCCAGACGAGUCAAUAAACGUUGACUUGAGCCUUUUGUCUGUUGAACACAGUUAUUUUUUACAAACACUCUUGUUCUUUUUCUCAACUCUGCUGCUCUUGGUUUGUCCUUCGUUUGACAUUGUGCUAGAGUAACGGUAAGUUAAUUGAUUUUUUUAAACUAAAGGUAGUCGUAAUUGAGUUAUUUGAUUGUUAGCGUUGUGUCUUCUUGUGGAUGUAAGACAGUUACUUUAGACCAGAUGGCAAACCCCCAGAGAAAAAUUGUGAAUCUCAUCUCCUCUCAGCUUCAUGACAUCAGUGUGUUGUUGGAAGUGUUGGGUCCUCUGAAGCAGACCUUCCCACCUGUCACUGCCACAGGUUCAUCUGCAUCUUUGAUGUCAGUUUGUCUCAGCUCAGCACUCCCACAUUUCAUUUUUCUUCUCUCUUAACUUGCUGGAAUGUUUGCUGUGAAUUAUUCAGUGAUGCAUCAUAGAGAGCGACUCUAAAAAGAAUCUUUUAUUUAGUUUGGCUGUUGUUUCAUGACAUUGUUUCUGUCUGUGGUCAAAUAAACUGUCCGAGUUCUGUUACCA